AGGCACCACCACUAAGAAAGCCAAUGGAGGAAACAGGCUUUCGUUGAGAUUUUUUUAUUUUUUGUUCCAUUUUUCUCUUUUCCUAUGAACCCAAAACACAUGGGGACUCGGUGAAUGCCCACACUGUGUCUUCCAUUUUCGUUUUUCUCACUGGAAGUGCUGGUGUCUGUUUUUGACUGUGUGGGGAAUAGUGGAGAAACCACUCCACAUUAAUGUCAAAGACCUUUCACAACCUUCAAGGGUAGUAGCACUAAAUGCUUUAUCACUGUCUGUUACUGCCUUUCCAACUACCUCCAUUCAUGUAUGUGCUUAUGUUCUUAACAGCGAAGCUUGGUGUUUUCUCUUUCCCCGAGUCUGUCUCCUGUUUUUGCUUCCUGGGUUGUUCUUAGAUUUCUUCGGACAACUUGAAUCGUUGAGAAAACAACAUUCUUUUGAUCACCAGCUGGGCUUGUUCGUGCAUGUUAGUUUUUGUUUGAUUUUCAUGGGGUUUUGACUAACUGGUUUUAGCUUCCAUCUUUGUAGGGGAAGCGUGUUCUUUGAAUCUUUUGGUGAGGAUUUUCUUACCUUUUCUUUUAUUUCUGCUUUUAUUGCUCAACGGGUUUGGCUGUUAAUUUGAUAAGGAGUGAAGGUGUUUAAAAGGGUCUCAUGAGUCAUGUGAGCUGUGAGUUUCUGAGGUGGGAUUUGAGGUGAGGGUUUCGUUAGUUUUCUUCUUGGGUUUGUGCUGAUUCAUGGAAAACCAAGGUUUCAGGAUGAAAUCCUUCGUGGGGUUGUCUUUUGCUGUAAUGGGUCCGUUUCUGUUUCUUCUGUUCUUGUUUUCCUUCUAGGGUUCCUCCAUUCACCAUUGUGAAAAAAAAAAAGUCUUGGUACUUUUCAUGGGGCUGUUGAACUUGGUUUUUUUGGCUUUUCUUUUUUGGGUUUUCUUUAUUUCUCACACCCAUCAAAUGCAAAGCUCUCAAACUCAAGCGCUACUGCAGCUAAGGAAACAUUUGGAAUACCCUCUGGCACUGGAAAAUUGGGAGAAUUACAGUGGAGACUUCUGUAACCUGGCUUCAACCCCACACAUGGCCAUCACAUGCCAAGACAAUUCUGUCAGUGAGCUCAAAAUUAUGGGAGAUAAGCAUGUUAAGGUUAGUGAUUUCAGCGGAUUUGCAGUUCCUAAUGAGACUUUGUCUGACGGUUUCUCUAUUGAUUCUUUUGUUACAACAUUGUCGAGGUUAUCGGGCUUAAGGGUUCUUAGUCUAGUGUCUUUGGGGAUUUGGGGACCACUUCCUGAUAAAAUCCAUAGGUUGGCUUUACUUGAAGUAUUGGAUUUGAGCUCAAAUUUUAUGUUUGGUUCCAUUCCACCGAAGGUAUCUACCUUGGUGAAACUCCAAACCCUCACAUUGGAUGCUAAUUUCUUCAAUGACAGUGUCCCCGAUUGGAUGGAUUCGUUGUCCAAUCUCUCUAGUUUGAGCUUGAGGAAUAACCAGUUUAAGGGUCAGUUUCCUCCUUCUAUAUCCAGAAUUGCAACACUCACGGAUGUUGCUCUGUCUCACAAUGAGCUUUCUGGUAAAUUACCCGAUUUGAGUUCCUUAACUAAUCUGCAUGUAUUGGAUUUAAGAGACAACCAUUUGGAUUCCGAACUACCCAUCAUGCCCAAAGGACUGGUUACAGCCCUCCUAAGUGAGAACUCCUUCUCAGGCGAGAUUCCAGCCCAACUAGGAGAAUUGGCUCAGCUCCAACAUCUUGAUCUGUCGUUCAAUUCUCUUACUGGAACACCUCCCUCUGCAUUGUUCUCUAUGGAAAAUAUCAGUUAUUUGAAUUUAGCGUCCAAUAUGCUGAGUGGAUCACUUCCUGACGGUCUAAGUUGUGGAGAUGAACUUGGGUUUGUUGACAUUUCUUCAAACAAGUUGAUGGGCGUACUUCCUUCUUGCUUGAGCAUUGCUUCAGAUAGGAGAGUUGUUAAGUUUGGUGGAAAUUGCUUUUCUAUAGAUGCUCAACACCAGCAUCAAGAAUCAUACUGCAAAGCAGCCCACAUAAAGGGAAAACAAUCCAAGGGAAAAGAAAUAGGAGUAUUACUUGGUGCCAUAGCAGGAGCUGUUAUCAUCGUGGCCUUUCUAGCAUUUGUAUUAUUCAUUUUAUGUAGAAGGUGUAGAAAAUACCCUUCAAGAGGGUCAUUUGAGCAGCCUGCAAUGCCAAAAUUGGCACAAGAGAACUCUUCCACAGGGAUUUCACCAGAGCUCCUUGCAAAUGCUAGAUUCAUUUCUCAAGCAGCAAAGCUUGGGACACAAGGUUCCCCAACAUAUCGAUUAUUUUCCUUAGAGGAGUUAAAGGAAGCCACAAAUAAUUUUGAUCCAAUGACAUUUCUUGGUGAAGGAUCUAUUGGCAAGCUUUACAAGGGAAAGUUAGAAAAUGGAGCAUAUGUUGGCAUACGAACUAUAACUUUGUAUAGGAAAUAUUCAAUUCAAAACCUUAAACUUCGCCUGGAUUUGCUUUCAAAACUUCGUCAUCAACAUUUGGUUUCCCUAUUGGGUCAUUGCAUUGAUGGCGGUGGACAAGAUGAUUCCAAUGUUGAUAGAUUCUUUCUUAUAUAUGAAUACAUGCCCAAUGGGAAUUAUCAUACUCAUCUCUCAGAAAAUUGUCCGGCUAAGGUUCUUAAGUGGUCAGAUAGAUUGGCGGUUCUAAUUGGUGUGGCAAAGGCUGUUCACUUUCUUCAUACUGGAGUGAUUCCCGGUUCUUUUAACAACCAACUGAAAACAAAUAAUAUAUUGCUAGAUGAGCAUAGGAUAGCAAAGUUGAGUGACUAUGGGAUGUCCAUCAUUAUGGAAGAGAAUGAAAAAGUCGAGGCAAAGAAGGAAGGAGGCAAACCAUGGCAAAGGAAACAAUUAGAGGAUGAUGUUUAUAAUUUUGGAUUUAUCUUGCUUGAAUCACUCGUGGGCCCUAUAGUAACUGGAAAAGGAGAGACGUUUCUGCUUAAUGAAAUGGCAUCCUUUGGGAGUCAAGACGGUCGGAAGCGAAUCGUGGAUCCAAUUGUACUAACCACAUCCUCACAAGAAUCAUUAUCAAUUGUGGUAUCAAUCACAAGCAAAUGUGUAUCUCCUGAACCAUCUACCCGUCCCUCAUUUGAGGAUGUACUCUGGAACCUGCAGUAUGCAGCUCAAGUCCAGGCCACAGCUGAUGCUGAUCAAAAAUCUGAUGGAGCAUCCCAAACAUAAUUUCAUGUGGCAGAGUCACACCCAACAGCUACUUCAUCACCAUAUUUAGAGCGUCUCUGUCAACACAUAAAGCAUCCCUAUACAUAAUUGGGCUGCCUUCCCUCAGUCCCAUCUCUGCAAUGUACAAUUGUAAAUGCUAAAUGCCAUGCCAUUUAAUCCCCAUACUAGCUGAUAUUAGCUUAGAAAGUUUGUUCUUACUUUUCACUUUUCAUACAUUGCUGUUGCCAUUAUAGGGAUUUUGAAGCAGAAGUUGAUCCAUGAAUGAUGAUUGAUGGCCACUGCUAUUGAGUUAUGAGUUGUAUUUCAAAGAGUUGAAAAAGGAAAAUGAUUUGGUUAUAGAA
Vitis riparia (riverbank grape) is the source of this 3535-nucleotide messenger RNA. RefSeq names its product probable inactive leucine-rich repeat receptor-like protein kinase At3g03770. Bases 873 to 3194 code for a protein of 773 amino acids. The transcript is spliced from 7 exons. The record is from RefSeq and is a predicted model, not a curated record. Gene Ontology annotation, molecular function: protein binding; ATP binding; protein tyrosine kinase activity. Gene Ontology annotation, biological process: protein phosphorylation. NCBI's taxonomy places the organism in Eukaryota, Viridiplantae, Streptophyta, Magnoliopsida, Vitales, Vitaceae.